Molecule: messenger RNA, 1251 nt
Organism: Aureobasidium musti
Lineage: Eukaryota; Fungi; Ascomycota; Dothideomycetes; Dothideales; Saccotheciaceae
Source: the annotation of a GenBank genome assembly
AUGGCAAUCGGCCAAACAGUGACGGUGGUCAACAAGUCUGGCAAAGUCGUCAGUACAGGCAAACAUGUCGUCAACGUUUUCAAGGAGGCCAAAUCCGCAUACCGAGAACGCAAAGCCGAGAUCAAAGCCGUGCGCGAUGCAGAGCUCGAACAGAAGCGUGUCCAAAAGACACUCGAAAAGUUCACACUAGAAGACGAUCGUGCCUCGCAAGGCUCUCGUCGCUCUUCUAAGUCGAAGAAAGAAAAAGGAUCACAUCGCGAUCGUCCACUCGUGGAUCGUGGUUACUCGGACAGUUUCUAUGCCAACGACAAGCCUGCGACCACGAGAAGCCAUCGAAAAUCAGGUCUACGCAAUGAACUCAGCCCAGAAGGCGAGAGACAACACAAUGAACUGGUCCGGAGACAUACCACCGAUCUGGGCCAAGAAGUUAGGAGACCGAGAACUUCACGCUCUGCAUCUGAGGCGGAUAUCGAUAUGGACCUUGCUUAUGGCGAAUUACCACCACCACUGCCAGAGCGCCCUCAGGAGAACGAGAUCGAGUUGCGAGAUAAGAUGACUAAACUUCAACAACUCCUGGACGAAGCGAACUGUGUUCAGCACUCUGUCAUUGCCACCAUUGAGAACCUUCAGAAGAACCCGGAUGCUUUAGCCGCUGUGGCCUUGACUCUUGGCGAGAUCAGCACUAUGGCAAGCAAGAUGGCUCCUGGAGUGCUGACAUCGAUGAAGACAGCAUUCCCGGCCAUCAUUGCUCUGCUUGCUUCGCCUCAAUUCAUGAUUGCUGCUGGCGUCGGUGUCGGCGUCACAGUCAUCGCGUUCGGUGGUUACAAGAUCAUCAAGAAAAUUCAAAAGCACAAGGAGGAGGCUGCCGAACUCAAAGCCGGAUCCCAACGUCAGAUCGAAGACAACGAAUCCGUAUCGGAGUACGAUGAGCUAUAUGAACUCGACGGCGACCUCAGCCAUAUAGAGGUCUGGCGUCGUGGCAUCGCUGAUGCCGAAGCUCAAAGCCUGGGUACAAGUGUUGAUGGCGAGUUCAUCACACCUGAUGCUGGCAAGCGCCUUAUCGCCGAUGGUGUGCUUCGCGAAGAGGAUCUCAAAUCCAUGCGCUCGAGCAAGUCCCACAAAACUUCCAAAGUCCAAGAAAAGCAAAAGGACGUGAAGAGUGAUAAGGACUCCAGCAGUUCAAAAGACAAAGAAAAGCGCAAGAAGAAAGAACCGAGCGGCUUGAGGAUGCUGUUCAAAACGCGUGCAUAA